Messenger RNA from Neolamprologus brichardi, 777 nucleotides. It is a transcript of the gene smim15, whose product is annotated as small integral membrane protein 15. The record is from RefSeq and is a predicted model, not a curated record. NCBI's taxonomy places the organism in Eukaryota, Metazoa, Chordata, Actinopteri, Cichliformes, Cichlidae.
AUCACCUGAAUGCCUCAUUGCCACACCAGUUCCACUUCCCGGAACAAGGAGGAGCUGGGUAGUUUAUCGCGGAUACAAACACAAAUCUCCGUUCAUUUUGGUCUGAGCCUCAUCGUUCCUGAACAGGAUGAUCGACGUGCAAGCAUGGGCAGAGUAUGUGGUGGAGUGGGCUGCCAAAGACCCCUAUGGUUUUCUCACAACUAUCAUACUGGCUCUCACCCCUCUCUUCAUUGCCAGCGCUCUGCUGUCCUGGAAGCUGGCCAAGAUGAUCGAGGCACGUGACCGCGAACAGAAGAAGAAGCAGAAACGUCAGGAAAACAUAGCCAAGGCCAAGAGGACCAAGAAAGACUGAGCCGGCAAGGGCUAGGAUAGGGGCAUUGCAAAGGACGAGCAAACCAUCACGCUCGCAGGCCUCCUUUUCUAAACAAUGACACGGUGCCCUUCCUUCUCCCAGCCCUACUAUCAGCACAGGGUCACUAUGCCUCAUGUCCAGGGUAGGAGGAGGGACGCUGGCCCCACAGACUUAACAGUGCUGAUGGACAGUACUGCCCUGAGGAAGCUUGUCCCAGUGGGACUUUGGUAAGCAACAGCACAGUAGUCAUCUGUAUAACGUUUUUAUACAGUGACCUGCUGUUGCAACACCUUGCAUUCCAUUGUUGACAUCCCCGUUUUGCUGAAAUGAUGACAUAAUGAGAAUAAUGGAACUUUUUAAGCUUGAUAACUUGCGAGCUAUCCAAAUGAUUACUUUAUGAUCAAUAAAAUUUUCAUGGUUGGUAA